GGGGAGGACAAUGAAUGGAUAAUGCGUCUGUCCCACUCCAAAAUGAAGAAAAUGCCAGUGAGAAUUAUGGUAAUAUGGAAAUUAGUGUCUUUCAAAUUGAGGAUUAGAUACCAGUCUACCGGAUCCAAAGAAGCUGCCACAAGUCAAGAUUUGCUAGCUUGUGAAACCUGUGGAAGACAUUUUGCACAAGAUGUUCUGUUAAAGCAUGAGACAAUAUGCAGGAAAGUCUUCAACAAGAAGCGCAGGCCUUUCAAUUCUUUGAAACAGAGACUGCAGGGAACUGAAAUUCCCUCAGUGAAGAAACAGCUACCACCAAAGAAUAAACCAGAAAAGAAAUCUAACUGGAGACAGCUGCAUGAGGACUUCAUUAAUGCUAUUCAGUCAGCCAAGCAAGUCACAAAAGCCAUGAAAGAGGGCCGUCCCCUUCCUCCUCCUCCACCUCCAAGCAUCAAUCCAGAUUAUAUUCAGUGUCCUUACUGCUUGAGAAGAUUUAAUGAAGCUGCAGCGGAGAGGCACAUCAGUUUUUGCAAAGAACAAUCUACGCGACGUGUAUUUGCACCAGGCCAGAAAGGAACGAAACAGGCCCCAGGCAAGCAACAAAUGACUAAAAGGAGAGAACCAACCUUAACAAGUGCUGUGGAAUCACUGCUGCAGAACAGAGCCCAAGAAGCCACCAGUAUAGGGCCUGCUGUGGAGCCCUGUGCUGGAAUUCCAGAGAGAACCAAAAAAACCCAGGUGCAUCUUCUGGAAAAAAAAUAAUCCAGGAGAUUCUUGGCUUCCAGCACAGGGCAGAAGAUAGGUGGCAGAUCACCCAUGACUCACAAUGACUGCUUUAUGUGUACAGAACGGCUAUUGAAGACCCUAGGAAAGCAGCUCCAUAAAACCAUCUGCAUUUCAAGUGUCACACAGUAUAUUAUGUGUGUUGUUGAUUACAAUACAAUCUGCAAGUUUUUCUGGGAUAUGAUUUUUUUUUUCUAGUGCCCUUUUUACAGAAUAAUUGAUUUAGGGGAGGUUAAAUUCUUCCCCACUUAUGACUGAAUGUUUAAAAGAGGAUUCCAUCAAGAUAUUUAGUUCUUUUAAGCACCAUGGUGAAUGUAAUGAAGUGCACUGAGGACCAGGCAUCCAAGCAGUUGGCAUGUCUAUCUUGUGGCUUCCCUGACAGAGGUGUAUCUCAAUCAUUAAGGAAGUAUAGUAAAGGGUCUGAGGUUCUCCCUCUUCACCCCAUCCCAGCUCAUAGUGUGAAGCAAUGCCAGCUGGGUCCUUCCACCUGAGAGAUCAAAAUCUGGCCUAUACUUGACACUUAGUGGUGUGAAAAAAAUCCAUACCCCUAAAGCAGUAUAGUUAAGCUAAACUAACCCCUGGGCUGUGUCUAGACUGGCAAGUUUUUUGCGGAAAAA
Molecule: messenger RNA, 1397 nt
Organism: Pelodiscus sinensis (Chinese soft-shelled turtle)
Lineage: Eukaryota; Metazoa; Chordata; Testudines; Trionychidae
Source: RefSeq, a predicted model, not a curated record